Messenger RNA from Pteronotus mesoamericanus, 521 nucleotides. It is a transcript of the gene MRPS18C, whose product is annotated as mitochondrial ribosomal protein S18C. Gene Ontology annotation, molecular function: structural constituent of ribosome; small ribosomal subunit rRNA binding. Gene Ontology annotation, cellular component: mitochondrial small ribosomal subunit; ribosome. The coding region runs from base 46 to 480 and encodes 144 amino acids. Gene Ontology annotation, biological process: mitochondrial translation. The record is from RefSeq and is a predicted model, not a curated record. NCBI's taxonomy places the organism in Eukaryota, Metazoa, Chordata, Mammalia, Chiroptera, Mormoopidae. The transcript is spliced from 6 exons.
GUGAGGACGAUUUAGAAACGAAAGGAAGAGGAGGGUCGAGGAACCAUGGCCUGUAUGGUGGCUGUUUGCAGUGGUCUAGGGAGGAAAAAGUUGACGCACUUCUUAAAGGCCGCUGUCAGCCUCCCAAAUCCCGGGACUCACGCCGUUGCAGUGCUAAGAAGUUGUUCACAGUAUCAACAGGUAACCAGCAAUGAGGAUCUGCCCAUUCCAAUGGAAAAUCCUUAUAAGGAGCCUCUUAAAAAAUGUGUCUUGUGUGGAAAACGUGUAGAUUAUAAGAAUGUACAGCUUUUGUCUCAGUUUAUUUCUCCAUUUACUGGAUGCAUUCAUGGAAGGCACAUAACAGGUCUUUGUGGGAAGAAACAAAAAGAGAUCACAAAAGCAAUUAAGAGAGCUCAAAUAAUGGGGUUUAUGCCAGUUACAUACAAGGAUCCUGUGUAUCUCAAAGACCCUAAAGUUUGUAAUAUCAAAUAUCGGGAGUAAAAUGUAUAAAGUUAUCAUCAAUAAACUUAUUUUAAAAUAAA